Molecule: messenger RNA, 1692 nt
Organism: Achroia grisella
Lineage: Eukaryota; Metazoa; Arthropoda; Insecta; Lepidoptera; Pyralidae
Gene: RIOK1
Product: serine/threonine-protein kinase RIO1
Exons: 4
Coding region: 105-1673 (522 amino acids)
Biological process (GO): maturation of SSU-rRNA
Cellular component (GO): cytosol; preribosome, small subunit precursor
Molecular function (GO): protein serine/threonine kinase activity; ATP binding
Source: RefSeq, a predicted model, not a curated record
ACAUGGCAGUCGCAUGUACAUAUUUGUAUUGUACAUUUUCACUUUAUUUACUGUUAAAAAGUAGUUAUUGGUGUUUUAUUUAUUAAAAAUAAUAAAAUUUAAAGAUGUCUGAUGAGUCAAGCGGCCAGUUCAGUGACUACGAAGAAAAAAUAGUUACGAAACUAAAGUCAGUACGGUUUACAGAAUUACCUACAUAUAAGAAAGAGAGCAGCAACGAUGAUGAUAUUGACUCGGAUGAGUUUUUCUAUGAUUCAGAUGAUCCAACAAAUGCAACAAAAAAAAGAGAUGGUGUCAACUGCCAAUUGCCAUCUAAUAGAAUCAAUACAUACCAACCAGCAGAGAAGUUGUUCAAGAAGUAUGUUAACAAAAUCAAUGUUGAUAAAUACCAGCCGUUAUUAUGUAACAAUACUGAAAAAUUCUUGGAUCAAAAUGACAGGAAAUUUGACAGCGGUCGAAUUAGAAUUAAAGAUAAGCAUGAUAGAGCUACUGCAGAGCAAGUUAUGGAUCCUCGUACAAAAAUGAUACUCUUCAAACUGCUCAACAGAGGCAUAAUAAAUGAAAUAAAUGGCUGUAUUUCAACUGGAAAGGAAGCAAACGUUUACCAUGCCACUUCGAAAGAUGGUCGUGAUUAUGCAAUAAAAAUUUUUAAAACAUCAAUUUUAGUAUUCAAAGACAGAGACAAAUAUGUAUCUGGAGAAUACCGUUUCAGAAAUGGCUACUGUAGAUCAAACCCACGUAAAAUGGUUAGAACUUGGGCAGAAAAGGAAAUGAGGAACUUGGUUCGAAUGUAUAAUGCUAACCUAAAUGUACCGGAGCCAAUUAUCUUACGUAGUCAUGUUUUGGUAAUGUCUUUUAUGGGAGAAGAAGGUUGGCCGUCACCAAAAUUAAAAGAUGUAGAAAUAUCACAAUCUAUGGCACGAUCACUAUACAGAGACUGUAUUAUGAUGAUGUGGAAAAUGUUUAACAUAUGUAAACUAGUGCAUGCAGAUUUAUCAGAGUUCAACCUCUUAUAUCACAAGGGAAAUGUUGUUGUUAUUGAUGUUUCACAAUCUGUGGAACAUAACCAUCCACAUGCAUUUGAGUUUUUAAGAAAAGAUUGCACUAAUAUAUCUGAUUUCUUUGCAAAGAGAGGUGUAGCUACAUUAACUGUAAAAGAGCUAUUCGAUUUUAUAACGGAUUCUAAUAUUAAUGAGUCAAACUUAGAGGAAUGUCUUGAAAGGUUGUCAGAGAAAGCGGCAUCUAGGAAUUUUGAAGAAAUGUCUGCACAGCAGCAAAUUGAAGAGGAGGCUUUUAAAAAUGUUUAUAUUCCAAAACGUCUAACAGAGGUCAUUAAUUAUGAAAGAGAUAUCAACAAAGCGAAAGAAGGUGAAACAGAUGAUUUAAUGUACAAAAAAAUUGCUGGCUUCAAUGAAGAUCUUACUGUUACUAUUGACACUCCAGACAUAUUACAAGAUGUUAGCAUCUCUGAAAGUUGUUCCGACACGGGCUCUGAUGAUAAUGAUGAUGCAGUAGAAAAUAAAACAAAACAUAAGAACCAUGCUAGACCUAGAGAUGAGUCCCCAGAUAGCAAAAAGGCAAGAAAGAAAGCCGUAAAAGAAGAAAAAGCAGAAAAAAGGAAAACUAAAACUAAGAAACACAUAAAGAAAAGACGAGACAAGGGUGGUAAAAAAUAAAAUAUUUAUUUUUAUAUAA